AUGAGUAGUGAAAGUAUAUUUAAUAAGUACAAUAUGAUCAACGGUAAAGUAGAGUGUCGCUUUUGUAAUACUAAGAUUCAAAUGAAGGGGAGUACGCAAAAAUUGAUCAGUCAUUCAGCGAAGUGCAACAAAACAGUCAGACGUGAAUGUGUGAAGCAGACUAAUAGAAUAGCUGAAAUGAUGAUAACAGAUACGAAACCACUUAGUCUCGUGGAUGAUGCCAUAUUUAAGAAAUUUAUACAUUCUGUCGAUCCUGAUUGCAAAAUUCCCUCUCUAGCCGAGUUUUCGGAUGUGAUAAUUCCAAAGAAACAUGAAGAUUUGAUGAAACAACUGGAAAAUAAUAUAAACAGAGAGAUAAAAGGAGGCAAAAUGACAGCAGCAUUUGCAAUUAAUACAUGGACUUCGGUGGACAGUUACGUGUCCGUGGUAGUCCAUUACAUUACAGAAGACUUUAAAGUAUAUAGCUACAUGUUGGCCGUAGAACUUUUGCCGAGAAACGAUGUGUCCGCGUCCGUACAUAAUGUACUGCUAAGUACCUUGGAAACAUGGAAAUUUAAGAGAAGUCUAUCAUCAGUCUUUUGUAUCACAAAUGCGCCGAAUAUCGACGAAUAUCCCGAUAUUCCUACGACGCACACGUAUCUCCCGUGCUUCGAUACCUGCUUGCAAUCAGCCGUGAUAUCGGUGCUGAAGUAUCAGCGUACGGCUCCUACAGCAGGCAGCAAAUUUAUCAAGAAAUGCAUGCGUACGAUUCAAUAUUUUUCGCGAUCGGUGUCCGCCAGGAGAACGUUAACGGGGAGAUGUUUCGAUUAUAACAUCGAGCCUGUGGAAUUAAUAGAAAAAGUUGACACGACUUGUUGGAUUUCCAUGUACACCAUGUUCAAAUGCUUAAUUCGGCUGCGCGAACCAUUAACCGACACAUUGGUCGGCGAGAUUGAAAACUUCAGCGAAGGAGAAUGGACAUUUAUGGAGCAUGUCGCGAUUGUACUGGAAGUAAUUAAAGAGGCGACAGAGAUGAUUCAUACAGAAGAGUACCCAACGUUGUCGCUGUAUUAUCCUACGUAUCGUGCACUGGAAAAUAAGCUCGCGAAUUUCGAUCGGAAUUCAGGGAUAAGCAAACGUAUUCUUCGAGCAUUGCAGGUCGUAUUAAUUGUUUAUCGUAAGGAGUUCAAAGGCUUCAUUAGCAUUGAUGCGUUAAGUCAUGCAACGUUGCUGGAUCCCCGUUUCAAAGAUGAACCAUUCACGAAGGAUUCGGUCCACUCCUUAAAGGAAGGCUUACGUCAAAAGAUUAUAUCUCUACACAUAGAUAAUCAAUCAGGUAAAAUAAAGCCGAAAAACGAAGCGGAAUUUAAUAAAUCGGUAGAUCAAGAAUUGAAAGAAUAUUGGUCUAGAAGGCGUAUAUCCAAGAAAACAAACAUAAUAAAUUGGUGGAAAGUAUACCGCAAACGACUUCCUAUCUUAGCAUCAGCGGCUAGACAUUUUCUGGUCAUUCCUGCUGUUCGAGUAUCUGGCAAGCGGUUUCUCGCGUUAAGAAGCAUCAUUCAAAAUAAUCAAACGAAACUGUCGCUGGAGACUCUGCAAAAGCUCUGUUUCUUACAUGCCAAUCAUGAACUGUAA
Molecule: messenger RNA, 1614 nt
Organism: Megalopta genalis
Lineage: Eukaryota; Metazoa; Arthropoda; Insecta; Hymenoptera; Halictidae
Source: RefSeq, a predicted model, not a curated record